Symbiodinium necroappetens is the source of this 1847-nucleotide messenger RNA. The record is from the annotation of a GenBank genome assembly. NCBI's taxonomy places the organism in Eukaryota, Dinophyceae, Suessiales, Symbiodiniaceae.
GUGGCAGCGACCACGAACACGACGGAAUCGCAUCAGGAGGCGGCGAUCAAAGCUUGCCUUCAAGUGACGAUUCUGUGACCCCACAAGACACGAGGCCGGUCGUCAGCAGCGGGUGCUUGGAUUACGGCGGCACUUGUUUCUCUGCCCACUCUGGGUAUGGUCACUGCCACCUGGACUUCUCGACCAACACUAUUUUGAAAGUGUACGAUACCCGUCUCCGCGGCGCCAUCGAUGGACGCUUUGAAAGAGUAGAGGCUGGUCAGCUGGUCGUAGUGCAGUCAACGCUUAGUUUCGAUGGCUUUGGUUUCUAUCGCUUUGGCGGCAUGGUGUGCAUCGUACCACGGGCUUCGUGCCCUGAUGGCUUACCGCUCACUCCAGUUGCACUGUCGGAGUGCCCUUCUGAAGACAUGUUCCUCAAAGGAUGUGACCUGGCACAACCCGGCGAGCUGUGUGAGGCUACGGCUACAGGGGUGUGCAAGACGAGAACCGACCUUGGCAAUUGCGACUUCAGCGACUCCGAUAUGUCACGAGGUGUCUACAGGGCCUUGCCAGAUGGUGCAUGUCUCAGCAGUCCUAACUAUCCUGAUGCCUAUGGCGCACGCGAGAUCUGCUUUGCGACGCUGCCAGACUUUACCGUCGUGAGAGUCAACAAAUUUGCAACCGGCACCGAUGGGGACUUCCUCACCGUGAAUGGCAAGCGAUACAGUGGUCCUCAGUGGCUGGGACCGAGGAGCUUUGUGCUCCAUUCCAAGCUUUCCUGGAGAUCUGAAGGCCAGGCCGGCGGAGGAUGGGAGCUGUGUGUGGAGGAUUUGCCUUCGUGCAUUGAUGGCUUGGAACUGAGGCCGGUUUCUGUUCUGGACUGUCCUCCCGGCACCGAAAGUCUUCCGAACUGCCGCAGUGCUGCUCCCGGGGAGUUGUGUGAAGGUGAUGGAACCUGUGGCACGAGGACAGACAUCGACAACUGCUACGACAGCAGCUAUUCGUACCCCCCCAGGCGUGAUGUGUACAAGAAGUUCUUAGGAAGCACGAGAACAACAACAACUAGCCGGAGCUUCACUUUCACAUCUACGACGCUCACAACUGUUACAGCCACAUAUGGAGACGUUGUGGAUGGUUGGUGGCGAUACUGGGGGCCUUGCCAGGUCAACGGCGCAUGUCUCAGCAGCCCUAACUAUCCUAAUGCUUAUGGUGCGAACGAGAUCUGCGUUGCUUCCCUGCCAGACUUCUCCGUCGUCAGGGUCAGCGCGUUUACAACCGAGACCUACAAAGACUUCCUGACAGUGAACGGCAAGUGGUAUAGUGGUCCUCAGUGGCUGGGACCGAAGAGCUUUGUGCUCCAAUCGAACCUCUCAUGGAGAUCCGACGAUCAGCACGGCUACAGCGGAUGGGAGCUUUGUGUCGAACUGCCUUCGUGCAGCGACGGCUUGGAACUGAGGCCGGUUUCUGUUCUGGACUGUCCUCCGGGCACCGAAAGUCUUCCGAACUGCCACAGUGCUGCUCCCGGGGAGUUGUGUGAAGGUGAUGGAACCUGUGGCACGAGGACAGACAUCGACAACUGCUAUGACAGCAGCUAUUCGCAUCCACCAGCUCGUGAUGUUUAUGUCAAAUCGGAGGGGGUCGUUGCGACAAGCACUACUAAGACCGCGAGCACCACACUCACGACGACAUCGACCGUUUCCACAACAACUCUUGCAUGGAAACGCGAAGGCCCCUGGAAUCACGUGGGGCCUUGUGCCGUUCGUGAUGGAUGUGCUUUGAGCCCUGCCAUCGGGGAGACAGUAGAGGCUGAGUGCUCCUUCGUCCUCCCAAGAGGCAGCACGAUCAAGGCAGCGUGGCUUGCAGGGUGA